Messenger RNA from Beta vulgaris subsp. vulgaris (sugar beet), 3441 nucleotides. Its product is annotated as glucan endo-1,3-beta-glucosidase 6. NCBI's taxonomy places the organism in Eukaryota, Viridiplantae, Streptophyta, Magnoliopsida, Caryophyllales, Amaranthaceae. Gene Ontology annotation, biological process: carbohydrate metabolic process. The transcript has 2 exons. Gene Ontology annotation, molecular function: hydrolase activity, hydrolyzing O-glycosyl compounds. Bases 960 to 2426 code for a protein of 488 amino acids. Gene Ontology annotation, cellular component: plasma membrane. The record is from RefSeq and is a predicted model, not a curated record.
UGCUGCAAAAAGAUGCCUCACUCUCCUCAAUUUUUCAGACAUUAAAUCACUUUAAUUAAAUCCAUUGUAAUGUCUCAUUCUCUCUCCUCGUUUUUCACUUGUAUCACUGCAAAAUCUCUCAGUUACACAUAGACUCAGAGAGUACUACCUUCUAUUAACUUCUAUAUCCACCAAUAUAUGUUCCAUUCGACUUUUUACGGUCUCCAAAACACAUCUUUACGUUCGAGUUACAUUACUUAGAGUUGAGUGGUACUUUCUAGUUUCUAUACCCAUCAAUAUAUACUCGGUGCUCAAUUAGACUUUUUACGAUCUCCAAAACACAUCUUUGAACCUCUAUAUCUCGAAAAAGAAGUUCUACUUGUUUUAACUUGUUUGGCUCUCUUAAUUUCUUCCCUCUCUUUUUUUUCACUUAUGUACUCUCUUUCUCUCUCUUCAUGUCUAUCUGUUUUGUGAAAGGCCACUUACUUUUCUCAUUUGCUUUGUGUAUGCAACAGUUUCAAUCUUUCUAGUUAUUGCUUUUUCUCUGUUCUUUCAUCAACUUGUAUAGAGCUGCUUUUUAGCUCUCUCUUUUUUUUGGUUUAGCUCAAACAAGUAGAACCAGUUUCAAGAAUCCAAGCUCUUAUUUUUUUGUUCUUUCCCACUUGUUUUUACUAAGAUUCCUAAAAAUCUUGCCAAAAAACGAAUUGGGUCUUUUUAAAGUUUGAGUUCUUAAGCUACCCAUCUGAGUUUAGGGUUGUAAAAAGAGAAUCUUUAAGCUAUCAAAAUCAUAUUUUUUUCCCUUUGUUUGUUAAAGUAACCCCAAAAAGAAUAUAAUUAUUAUCUAGCAUUUCAUCAUCAGAUCUUUAGUUUUCUGGCUUAUCUUUUAGUGGGUGUUCUAGGCUGGCAAAUUUCUGCUCAACAAGCCACAAAACUAUUCUGUUUCAAAUUUGGUGUAUAAUUUUCCAAUUUGAAGGUACUAAAUGGCAGAUUUAAAUCAAAAAAUGAAGUUGUUUUGUAUUAUAUUUGGGAUGAUUUGGUUAAUUUCAAUGAUAAAUCCAGUGAAUGGCAUUGGUGCUAAUUGGGGAACACAAUCUAGCCACCCUUUAUCACCAGCAGUAGUUGUAAGAAUGCUGAGAGAAAAUAGAAUUCAAAAAGUGAAACUUUUUGAUGCAGCUUAUGACACUCUUCAUGCUCUUGGUAGCACUGGGAUUGAAGUUAUGGUUGGGAUACCUAAUGACAUGCUUUCAACUCUUGCUACCAGCAGUAGGGCUGCUGAGAAGUGGGUUUCAGAGAAUAUAACUGAACAUAUCAGUAACAAUAAAGUCAAUAUCAGGUAUGUUGCAGUUGGUAACGAGCCUUUUUUAGCAACAUACAAUGGAAGCUUCCUGAGAACAACCUUUCCUGCCCUUCAAAACAUUCAGAAUGCCUUAUUAAGGGCAGGCCAUGGUAACCAAGUCAAAGUUACAGUUCCCAGCAAUGCUGAUGUGUAUGCAAGUCCUAGCAGCAUGCCUUCUGGGGGUGAUUUUCGUUCUGAUAUAAAUGAUUAUAUGAUUCAGAUUGUCAAGUUCUUGAGUGACAAUGGUGCACCGUUCACUGUGAACAUCUACCCUUUCAUAAGUCUCUAUACAGACGCCAACUUCCCGGUGGAGUAUGCCUUCUUUGAUGGAAAUGCAACCCCAUUGAACGAUGGUGGUACCAACUAUUACAACAUGUUUGAUGCUAACUAUGACACCCUUAUCUGGGCUUUGCAAAAGAACGGUUUUGGUAACAUGCCAAUUAUAGUUGGUGAGAUUGGUUGGCCAACCGACGGAGACAUGAAUGCUAAUGUCAAAUUUGCCCAAAGAUUCAACCAAGGAUUCAUGUCUCACAUAGCAAACGGCAAAGGAACACCAAUGAGGGCGGGCCCCAUUGAUGCAUAUCUGUUUAGUUUGAUAGAUGAGGAUCAAAAGAGCAUUCAACCGGGAAAUUUCGAACGCCAUUGGGGAAUAUUUACGUUUGAUGGGUUACCAAAGUACCAACUCAACCUGGGUACAACAAACUUGGGAACAUUGGUUAAGGCAAAGGGUGUGACAUAUGAACAACGCCAAUGGUGUGUGCUAAAACCAUCUGUGAAGCUUGACGACUCAAGACUUGCCCCUAGUGUAAGUUAUGCUUGUGCACGCGCUGAUUGUACUAGUCUUGGAUAUGGAACCUCUUGUGGGAGCUUGGAUAUUCAAGGGAAUGUAUCCUAUGCUUUCAAUAGUUACUACCAGAUAAAUGAUCAGGUUGAUGAAGCAUGUAAGUUUGACGGCCUCGCAGCUGUGACUAAAUCAGAUCCAUCUAGGGAUAGUUGCAGAUUUGAGAUCAUGAUUGAGCCCGAAGAAUCGGGUUCAGAGCAAAUGCUUCAUGUCCCUGGAAUUCUAUCAUGUUUUAUUAGUACUAUUGUUCUCUAUCUGACAAUGUUUUAAUUCCUGAGACAUUGUUGAUCUUGUGAGGUGCCAUCUUUUUUGUUUUGAUGUUUAUCACUUAAAACUUUGAUGAUUUAAGUGGAAAAUCUGAGAAAAUCUGGAUAUUGAAAACCAGAUUGUUCAUUAUGUAAAACAGUUCAAGAUAGGCUGUCAAUUAUGUUAUAUUGGAGGGAAAUGCAGGGUAGAUUUCAUAUUGAUUGGUUUUGCAAAUGUAGGCUGUAUAAUUUGAUCUUACAUAGCCAAAUCUAUCUUUAUAUGUCUGUUUUACUAAAUGUAAGUAUGAAAUUAUUUUGCAAGUGAACUCACUUUGCCAGUUCGUCAUGUUAAUGAAUUUUAAUUCAGUAACAUUAUGAUAAUUUUUUUUGGCUUUGCGUUAGUCCUAAUGCUUGCUUUUUUUUAUUUUAUCAUGCAAAGUUGAACAUAUACGGUAAAAUAUACUAUGAAAAGUUAUCUUUUGAAUGAAAUAUAUAGAUUAAGACCAAUUUAAUAAGAUUAUAUUGUUAUGUCCUAAAAAUCUUGCUAAGCUGAAUUUGCAGGAUAUACAUCCGUCCCAGCUAGAAGUUACCAGGCAGCAGCUACAGCAAGCAGGAACGAAGGGAGUUGAAUAAAUUCGAUUCAAAGAGCAUUGGAUACUGAUCAAGACAAGUCAAUAAUGCUGUUGCGCCUACAAAAUAGGGUUGACAAAGUCAUUAAGCAGAAGUGGAGAUACUCCUUGAUAUUAGGAGAUCAUGGCAUCAUAUUAGGAGAUUAGUUAUGCAACGUAAACAUGUAAAGCAACGUUACAAUAAAUGUAUGGAUAUAAAUAGGAGUAGAAGUAUUGGGGAAAAGGCAGUUCAUUAACAUUGCUUACAUUAGAACACUUCCAUUUACUUUCACAAAUAUUUACAAGUGUAUUCAGUAUAAGCUACAAGCUGCUAGCUGCUAGCUAUAAGUUGUAAUCUUCCUACAUAGUGGAUUGGUGGACUCAAUUCCACCCGCGGUUUUUACCCUCUUCUUGGGGUUUUCCGCGUCACCA